AGUUAUCGUAUAAAAGCUGGACCUCGGUACUUGCAAGGUCACGUUUGAAGGCGUAGCUGCAUUGGAUUCGUUUAAAAAUGUCUGGUCUCGUGAAAGCCAAGAAGUAUGAUUGGAAGGACUCCAAUUUGGCCCUUUUCGGCUCCGACUUGGAGAAAAAUGUGAAGAAGGAGUCCGCUGAGGGUGAGCCCGCGUGGGAGGGCGCCGGAAAGGAGGUCGGAGUCCAAGUGUGGCGCAUCGUCAAGUUUAAGGUGGAACACUGGCCAAAAGAAGACUACGGCAAAUUUUUUAAUGGAGAUUCUUACAUCGUCCUGAACACCUACAAGGAGCCUGGUACUGAGAAUCUCUUGUACGACGUGCACUUUUGGAUCGGAAAGUUUUCCUCUCAAGAUGAAUAUGGAACAGCGGCGUACAAGACAGUGGAACUCGACCACUUUUUGAACGAUGUACCCGUGCAGCACCGUGAAGUCGAGGGCCACGAGUCGCAAUUGUUCAAGGGUUACUUCUCCACUCUUACCAUCAUGAAGGGAGGCGCUGAUUCUGGAUUCAAACACGUGUUACCCGAGGCUUAUACACCACGCCUGUUUCACGUCUUUAAAGAAGGGAAAUGUGUCAUAGUUCGACAAAAGCAGAUGAAACGAACCAACAUGUGUAAUUCGGAUGUGUUCAUCGUUGACCUUGGCCUCGUCAUCUACCAGUGGGUUGGAUGCGACGCCAGUCCUUUCGAGAAAAACAAGGCAGCACAGUAUAUACAAGUAAUCAAGGAUGAACGCUCGGGUGGGGAUAUCAAGAUACACCUUCUUGAAAAUCAAACGGUGGAGAACUUCAACCCUAAGCUGGCGAAAACUAUACCGGAAGGAAAACCCAAGAAGGACAAGACUGAUGCCCCACCUCCCGAGAAGGUUCUGAAUAAGGUGUCUGAUGCCUCAGGAAGUCUGAACUGCGAGGAAGUCUCCCGCGGCUCGGCUAUCUCCAGAAGUCAGCUUGAUAGCAAUGAUGUGUUCCUCUUUGACACCGGUUGUCACUGUUAUGUAUGGGUCGGCGCUGGCGCUAGUAUCGAUGAGCGCGGCAAGGCGAUGACUUAUGCACACAACUAUCUGGGGCAAACUGAUCACCCAUUCUUGCCUGUCACGGUUGUGGCCGAAGGCAAGGAGACCAAUGACUUCAACAGUGCUUUCUAGACAGGUUUUGAUUAAGAUUUUUUGCGGAGCCCUUAUUUCAUGUUUUGUAGGUAUUUCCCAAUCAGGUUAUUCCCACUAAAGAAUAACUGAACUAAUAAAAAAGACUUGACUCUAAA
Nematostella vectensis (starlet sea anemone) is the source of this 1294-nucleotide messenger RNA. Its product is annotated as gelsolin-like protein 2. The transcript has 14 exons. NCBI's taxonomy places the organism in Eukaryota, Metazoa, Cnidaria, Anthozoa, Actiniaria, Edwardsiidae. The coding region runs from base 78 to 1178 and encodes 366 amino acids. Gene Ontology annotation, molecular function: actin filament binding. The record is from RefSeq and is a predicted model, not a curated record.